ACGAACACCAGGACCGUCAAGGCCAGCGGAGCCGAAGCCCACGGACUCCGACAUUACCGGCCCGACAGUCUGAAGGAGACCUCAAGGAUGAAACAAUACGGCGCCUCGAGACGAUGCUCCACGAGCUCUCCUCGAGAGUACACCGGGCGACGAGCUCCGCUCCCAAUCUCGAUCGAGUACUGGAGGAAGUCCAGCGCUCGCCAUUUACAGCACGGAUCUCCCGCGUUCGCAUUCAUUACGUGAACAAAUUCAAGUUCGCCCCGUAUAAUGGAUUGGAUGAUCCAAAACCGUUCUUAACUUCAAUGAGUGUUGCGAUUGGCCGAGCUCAUUUCAGCGAGGAGGAGUACGAAGCUGGCUGCUGCCACUAUCACGAGCUAACAACCGCUUUCCUACAACACCAUUCCACGUUCAUGAUUCGAGGUGCCUCGAAUGCCGACCUCUGGAACAUGUUUCAACAAAACAACGAGUCACUCCGGGAAUUCAUGGAGAGAUUCAAAAGAAUAGUCUCGAAACUCUCGAUCGCUGACGACACAACAAUCUCAGCUCUCCGUAAUGCUCUUACUCACGGUUCCCGAUUUCGGGAAGACAUUAUCAUCCACGAACCCCUAUCCCUGGAAGAUGCGUUACACCGCGCCAACAGGUACAUCGAGCUGGACGAAGAAAGCGCAUCGAGAGCGAACCGACCAUUGCCAGAACCGCCAACCUCAAAGUCGGCCAAAGGAAAGGAAAAGGCACAGGACGAGCAUCAUGAGCCUCGUCAGCACUUCGACAAGGAAUACGCUGAUAAGCUGGAAAAAGNGAAAAAGCAAAGAAAGCUCGAGCGUUCGCUGUUAGCAAUCAGGACCCCCAAGAAGUACUGUGACUACCAUAAACGAGCAGGGCAUACCACUGAAGAAUGCCGCACCCUCCAGCAAAUACUGCUGGAUAAAUUCAAGGGAGGCCACAUUGACGUCGAACACGAGCGACGACUAACAACGGCCCACAGGGAUAAUCAAUUUUUUAACCCUGAGAACGAGAACCCAAGUAGGCAGUACAACACAGCUCCCGCGCCACAGCACAGCACAGAGGCCCUACCCCUGCCCCCACCCCUAGCAUAG
Molecule: messenger RNA, 1097 nt
Organism: Camelina sativa (false flax)
Lineage: Eukaryota; Viridiplantae; Streptophyta; Magnoliopsida; Brassicales; Brassicaceae
Source: RefSeq, a predicted model, not a curated record